UACAGAUUGGUGGUUUUAUUACUGUUCUUGACCUCCUGCUCCUCCUGGCCACUCUACUUUCCUUUGGAUUACAGAUUGGUGGUUUUAUUACUGUUCUUGACCUCUUUGUCGAUGCUAUGCCGCACUUGCGUACCUUGGUUUCUUAGACUGAUGAUAGGCCUAUCAUCACAAACUAAUGAACUGUACCAACUUGCAUCUGUCGCUUUCUGCUUGCUUGUUGCUGGGUGUAGUGAUAAGCUGGGUUUAAGUCUUGUACUGGGUUCUUUUGCUGCUGGAGUAAUGAUAUCAACUACUGAUCUGGCUCCGCAUACUCUUGAACAGGUUGAACCAAUCCAGAACUUCUUUGCUGCUCUUUUCCUAUCCAGCAUUGGAAUGCUUAUCCAUGUCCAUUUUCUCUGGAAUCAUAUCGAUAUUUUUCUGGCAGCUGUUAUAUUGGUCGUCAUCAUAAAAACUAUUGUGGUUGCUGCAGUUGUCAAGGGUUUCGGUUACACCAACAAAGCUGCACUUCUUGUUGGAAUGUCUCUGGCUCAAAUAGGGGAGUUUGCGUUUGUUCUUCUCAGUCGCGCUUCAAAUGUUCAUCUAAUUGAGGGUGAAGUGUAUAUGCUACUUCUGGGAACAACCACACUUAGCCUGGUUACAACACCGUUGCUAUUCAAGCUAAUUCCUGCUGUUGUGCACCUUGGAGUUCUACUGCGAUGGUUUUCCCCUGAUAUACCAAAUGAGAUUGGAUCUAAAGGAGAUAUCAUGCGUCAAGACAGUUCUAAGCGUAUUACUGUGCUGAUCCAAGGCCCUCAUGAUUCAUGAUAAUAAAUAGAAACAUGAACCAGUAAAGCGAUUCUCACACUUUACCUGAUGGCGUUCUUAUGCUGGGCGACAGGUGCCCAAGAGCGCAAAGGCUGUCGAUUGAUUGGACUGGACGAUUGCUCAUCAUGAAGGUCCUUUUAUGCGCCAACAUCUGAUGGUUUUCUUUGAUAUGUUGGAAGCUUGUCAGCCAUAUGCAGAGCGGUGUAUAGAUCUGUCUGCUAACAUUUUUUCUGGCAUUUGUUUCAGGUGUGGUGUUAUUCAGUGGACUACUCUGUACAACCUCGUUCAUUUGUAUUUUAUUUGUUUAUAUUCUUUAGUCUCUAGUUUGAGUUUGUGGAAUUGGUUUCUAAAUCAGGCCUCUUAAAGUUUCAAGUAGACAAGUGUAAAUAGCUGAUAGGACAUACUAUUAUAGU
Molecule: messenger RNA, 1217 nt
Organism: Lycium barbarum (goji berry)
Lineage: Eukaryota; Viridiplantae; Streptophyta; Magnoliopsida; Solanales; Solanaceae
Product: K(+) efflux antiporter 4-like
Exons: 8
Biological process (GO): proton transmembrane transport; potassium ion transmembrane transport
Cellular component (GO): membrane
Molecular function (GO): potassium:proton antiporter activity
Source: RefSeq, a predicted model, not a curated record